This is a messenger RNA of Rhipicephalus microplus (southern cattle tick), 2282 nucleotides long. RefSeq names its product xyloside xylosyltransferase 1-like. Lineage: Eukaryota; Metazoa; Arthropoda; Arachnida; Ixodida; Ixodidae. Gene Ontology annotation, cellular component: endoplasmic reticulum membrane. Gene Ontology annotation, biological process: protein O-linked glycosylation via N-acetylgalactosamine. The record is from RefSeq and is a predicted model, not a curated record. Gene Ontology annotation, molecular function: xylosyl alpha-1,3-xylosyltransferase activity.
GGCGAACCGGUUUACCGCCGUGGGGCCCGACCGGUCUCCUUCCUUGGCGUCGGUCAUGCACGGCCACCGCCGUCACUGGCGAUCGCGCGGUCGCCCGCCGAAGUGCUUUCGAAGACAGAUGCGCCCAACUUUCUCUCCAGCGGGCAGCUGUUCGGCGCCGAAAGUCGAGAACUCGUGAGCCAUCCACUGCGCGCCCGCGUGUGAGAAAGCGUCGGACAUCAUGAAGAACUUGACUGCCGCAUCGUCUAUUUGCUGCGUUGACGAGGCUUUAAAGGACCGGCCCGCUUCCGGAAGACCACCGCAAGACCGAAAGCUCUUUCGCGAAACCAUUCACCUGCGGCGACUCACGCGGUACAGCGUGAAUUCUGUUGUAUAGGUAACCUACGAGUUCGAGAUGCUUCACGACUCCUCCUAUCAAGACAACGACGCCUUGCCGAUAUUCAGACGGGAUGUACGAGUGAGCGAAGUUCAUGCGUUUCGCAUCGUAUGCAUCGGUUUCGAGUGGGAUCGUCGCGGCGAGUGUGAUUGAGUGGCAACGGUUUACGAUUUUACGAGUGUCAUACGGAGAACUCGAUGGCGCCGAUUAACCGAGUGCACCUACGAUAGGAACCUUCGCUCGAAGCUCUGGAAAGACUAGUCUUUGAAAACGCAUUCAGCGUAUGCGACCAAAGAUGCACUCGAUAGCGGCUCGCAUGGUCGUCUACUCCCUAUGUGUGUUCGGCGUGUUUGUGAUAAUCUGGUGCAAUCUCUCGGGAGCUCCACCGAAGUACAACAGACACCAAGUUCUGCUGCACAACUUGCCGCCGCUAAGGUCGAUAGCACCUUUCGUCGUGACGGCGGGACAGACCAACACGACGACCGACGCGGCGACUCCCGCUGCUUGCGAGGCCACGCGGACUGCCUCCGCUCUUCGCAAGCCGGUGGACGUGGUGUUCGUGGCCAAGUGGGCCUAUCGAAACAUGAAGGUGACGCGAACCAUGAGCCACUGCCUGAAGAGCAUGUUGGCCAAAACGAACAGUUCGGUUCGCUUCCACGUGCUGGCCGACCCUCAGAGUUACUUGAGACUCAGCCGAACGCUUCGCAGCAUCCAAGAUGAGUCGGAACGAAAGUUUCAGUUCUUUCUCUACAACAUAACUGCCGUGGAAGCGAGCAACCGGGAAGUGAUCGAACUGAUGCGGCUGCUCUUCUUCACCAAAGACGUUGGCCGCUACAAUGAUGACAUGUUCUUCAUCACCGAGAUCUUUCACCGCGUGUUCGACGUGUCGCGCAUUCUGUUCAUCGACCUGGACCUCGAGUUCGAGGAGGACGUCGCGAAACUGUACGCGCACUUCGACUGCUUCGCCGAAGAGACGCUGAUCGGCAUCGGGCACGACCUGCAGCCGCAGUACCGAGUCGACUUCCAGUCCUACAUCGACGCGCACCCCGGUACGGACGUGGGCAUGCCGAGGCCCGGAAAGCAGGGCUUCAACACGGGAGUCAUGCUGAUGGACCUGGACGCGAUGCGCGCGUCCAAGCUUUACAACGAGCUGCUCACCUACGAGAAGCUGGCACCGAUGUGCGCCAAGUACAGCUUCAAAGGGUCUCUGGGCCACCAGGACUUCUUCACUCUCGUCGGCAUGGAGUACCCCGAGCUCUUCUUGGUGCUGGACUGCACGUGGAACCGACAGCUUGACACAGGUUGGUCGCACACAGUGAACAAGGCUACGUUCGACGCGUAUCACAGAUGUGCCGGGAAGGUGCGUAUAUACCACGCCAAUGGCGGUGCCAGGUUCCCGGAACCUGGCAGGUUCCCGGAACCUGGCAGCGAGGACGACUCGGGACCGAAGAUGCGCAAGAGAAAGAAGACAAUUCCUUUGCAUCUGUACCCAAGUUUCCAAGCUAUACGGCAUCAGCCGGUCAUCAGUGACUGCACGACUCGUGUGUGCCCUUGUAUAUAGCGAUGCAGACUUCUCGUGCUCCGUCGUCACAAAAAGACAGCAACACCCAUUUGUCGAGGGCUAGUCUGAACACGAACGUGUUUCUAUACAAGUGUUGCCUGCAUCCAACCGGAAGGUUGUGAAGUGCAUGCAGAUUGUUGGGUUCCUAUUGAGAGUAUGAAGAGCGUUUAGCGGGACUUCCAGAAUGAACCAAGAGUGUACAAGAACAACACUGCCAACAGGCUGGUUUGCUUUAGCGCAACCGUUCUUUUGUGUUCUUAUUGAUUUACACGAAUGCGUAGGAUGCCGUGGUAAUAAAUGUACGAAGGUCACUGGCGCAUCCGGUGACCCUCGAGUUGAAGGAGA